Molecule: messenger RNA, 1245 nt
Organism: Prorocentrum cordatum
Lineage: Eukaryota; Dinophyceae; Prorocentrales; Prorocentraceae
Source: the annotation of a GenBank genome assembly
AUGUACAUGCCGUACGACGAUGUGAACAUCACGGUGCCUGCAAUCGACCAGAACGUGACCAAGUACGAGUACGCUGGCGACAACGCAUUGGUGGCCAUCCCAGCCGCCUGCUACCAGAAAGAGGAAGCGUUCUUCGGCUCGGCGUCCAACUUCGCGGACCGGGCACCAGACGGACCAAAUGGCAUGUUCUACUUUCGCAUGAGCGACCCAGACACGGAAUACGCGAAACUGGCGAACAUGACGGAUUGUUCGAGCGGGCUGGUUGUGUUGCUGCACGGCACGUCUGGGGUUCGUUGGAACCCAGUAUCCUAUGCCGCCACGCUUUCUGGGCUCGGGUGGGUGGUGGUGCUCCCCGACAGCCAGUCGCAGCCGGCUGAGAUGGGGUACAAGGGUGCCAUCAGUUUGAAGAACACGUCGGAGAUCGACACCUCGAACUAUUGCGGUGCCAUGGACGCGUACAACGAGACUGCGAAAACUUGGUCGAAGCCGUUCAUGUAUUCCACCAAAGUGGAGAACGUCCUCAACAACGGCGCUAACUACGCCGAGUACAUGGAACGCAACUACCGCAUCCGAGCGCUGGAGAUGGACGCCUUCGUAUCCAAGCGCGAGAGCCUGCUGUCUGCAUUCUUCACCGCCUCUAGGGUCUUCCUGCUGGGCCGCAGCGAGGGCGGCGCGGUGGCCGGGCGCUACUACAACGAGGCCUUGCACAGCAAGCUGAGCGGCAUCAUCCUCUCGGGGUGGAGCUGCGAGUUCAAUUACUUUGUGAGCUGCGCAGAGAACGCGCUCAUCUGCGAGGACAAGUGCUCCAAGGAUAUCCCGGUGCUGAAUGUGGUAGGGGAGAGCGACUCCUACUUCGCUUCGAACAGCUCCGUGUCCGCGGACGUGGCGAAAAGCGAAAACGGCUACGGCGGCCCCAUCACUGGCAAUUGCAAGGCGACCAUGGACGCUCAGGGGUUCAAUGGCCCCGUGGUGGUCAUGGAGGGCGGGGGGCACGGGUUCCUCUACACCCACGACAACGCGUGGCGCUCCGUGCUGGGCGACUUCUUGGCCUGCCCCACUGCCACGUCCCUGCCUUCCUUGCAGAGGCCUGGGUGCCAGGAGCAGAGCGGUGUCUACACCUGCGAUGCCCUCAGCGAGUCGCCCCCGUGCGUCGACUGGGCCGUGAACGUGUCCGUGCCCCUCGCCGCCAGCACCCUGGGCAGCUGCGCCGUGGGCACCACGUCCACGGCCGACCUGCAUGACUGA